AUGCAGUUCUCGAUAGCAGCCGUUUUGAUUGGUGUGUUGGUGGCGUCCGCGGCAGGAUUCGACCGGCAAGCAUUGCAUGCAAGCCCACCGUCCGAACCAAGCACAACGGAAGAUGCAAAUAAGCUCGCUACGCAAGGCUAUCUGGUGUACGCGGGACAGUUUCCGUACCAUGCGGGGCUGUUUAUCCGGAACGAUGUCGAUCCUGGCACCACACUUGCAGCCGGUUCGCUCAUCACACCGAACUACGUCCUUACCGCGGCAGACAUUUUGCGCAGCAGUAUAAGCAGAGCCAACACGACAUACGGAUAUGCACUGUUCGGAACGGACGAUGGACUCGACCAGUCAAGGCUGCAGCGCAUCAACUUCAACGAAAGCGAUAUCGAGCUUCAUCCGCGGUACGACAUUGCAACGAUACGUUUGGAGCAUCCGGUAACGUUCACCGCGUUUGUGCAGCCGAUCCGUUUGCCCAGAUUGUCCGAUGCUCGGUCGUACGCGCGAAUGGAGGGCACAAACGUCGGAAGCGGAGGACUGUGGCGAUAUGUGCGCAACGAGAUAUUGACGAACGGCGAAUGUGGUUCGCUCUUUCCUGAAUCGUCCAUUGAUGAGCAGCAAAUCUGUACGAAUGCGUACGUGGGAGGUUCGUUCUGCAACCGAAGGCACGGGUCCGGGUUGACCGUGCUAGACAAAAGUGGCCCGUUGCUGGUUGGAGUGAUAAGUUUGUUUUACCAGUGCACGGAAAACUAUCCAACAGUUUUUGUGCGCCUGUCGAAAGUGAGCGACUGGAUUGCAGCGAACUCGGACUAUGUGUACGAUUCUUAA
Anopheles stephensi (Asian malaria mosquito) is the source of this 819-nucleotide messenger RNA. RefSeq names its product serine protease 1-like. The record is from RefSeq and is a predicted model, not a curated record. The transcript has a single exon. Gene Ontology annotation, biological process: proteolysis. Gene Ontology annotation, molecular function: serine-type endopeptidase activity. NCBI's taxonomy places the organism in Eukaryota, Metazoa, Arthropoda, Insecta, Diptera, Culicidae. Bases 1 to 819 code for a protein of 272 amino acids.